Microstroma glucosiphilum is the source of this 793-nucleotide messenger RNA. Its product is annotated as ribonuclease H-like protein. Gene Ontology annotation, molecular function: 3'-5'-RNA exonuclease activity; nucleic acid binding. The record is from RefSeq and is a predicted model, not a curated record. The transcript has 3 exons. NCBI's taxonomy places the organism in Eukaryota, Fungi, Basidiomycota, Exobasidiomycetes, Microstromatales, Microstromataceae. The coding region runs from base 113 to 757 and encodes 214 amino acids. Gene Ontology annotation, cellular component: mitochondrion.
GGGCAUAGCCAAGGGCCGUCUACCGUUGGACUUAUACCGAAAUAGAUUUCUGAAUCCUCCGUUUGCAUCACUAGCCUGGUGGAAGCUCAUUUGGAAGGGCACGCUUGCCACAAUGGCAGAGCAGUACUCUCCACUACCGCCGCCGCCGGCGACCAGGACGCUGCAGGCGGCAGAUGGACCAUUGGUGUGGAUCGAUUGCGAGAUGACCGGCCUGCUGGAGACGGACCGCAUCAUUGAGAUCGCCUGCAUCGUCACCGAUGGGCAGCUCAACCCGCUCGACGACGGCGUGGCCUAUGCUAUCCGCACGCCCAAGGAGGUACUAGAUCAGAUGAGCGAGUGGUGCGUCAAGGUCCACGGCAAGUCCGGGCUGACGGCAAAUUGUCUGGACGGAACUAUCUCUCGAGACCAUGCUGACGUUCGGGCUGGAAUUCUGGCUUAUGUCAGAGAGAGGAUACCGGAGAAGAGGGUCGCCUGUCUUGCAGGCAGCACAGUGCACGCUGAUGCUGUCUUCCUCAAGAGGGAGACACCAGAGCUCAUAGAUCACCUUCACUACCGCAUUGUCGACGUCUCAUCCAUCAAAGAGCUCGUUGGUAGAUGGUACGGGCCUGAGCUUAAAUGGGGCUCGGGCAAGGGACUUCACAGAGCACUGGACGAUAUCAGGGGCAGUAUUGACGAGCUCAAAUUUUACAGGCAGCACGUCUUUCUGGGGCCAGAGGAAUGUCUCAAACGGCGGCAAGAGGGCACAACAGAUGGAUGAGGGGCGAGAAAGAUCACGUCACAAGGUCGAUAAAUG